AUGUCGCUUCUCCGCUGCCUCCCUUCUAUCCGAAGCGAUGUCAUCACAUCCUUGCACCCUAGGAUGUAUGUGUGCAAGGCUCGUAGGUUCGCUACAGCUUCUGGAGAGCUGAAGAAAACGGGCCUUUACGACUUUCAUGUCGACAACGGCGCCAAGAUGGUGCCCUUCGCCGGCUAUUCCAUGCCCCUCGCGUACGGAUCCAUUGGUCAAGGCAAGCACAACGCUCCACGCGCGUUUGCGAGUCACAACCAUGUCCGCACCAACGCGGGCCUCUUCGACGUGGGACACAUGGUCCAGAGCAAUUUCCGAGGCGCGACAACGACGGCGUUCUUGGAGUGGCUCACCCCCUCUUCCCUGCGCUCACUCGUGCCCUACUCCUCCACGCUCUCCGUCCUCCUAAAUGAGCGCGGCGGCAUCAUCGAUGACACUAUCAUCACCAAACAUGCCGAAGACGCGUUCUACGUGGUCACCAACGCAGGCCGCCGCGACAGAGACCUUGCCUGGUUUAAAGAGAAGCUGGAAGAGUGGAACUCGAGCCCGAAGUCCGCAGGCGGCAAGGUCGAGCACGAAGUACUGGAAGGAUGGGGCUUGCUUGCCCUGCAAGGGCCUCAAGCAGCCAACUACUUGCAGGGCCUCACUGCCUUUGAUCUCCAAGGCCUCACAUUUGGCAAAUCUGCCUUUGUGCCCAUCGAAGGCUUUAACCUUCAUGUUGCUCGUGGGGGCUACACUGGCGAGGACGGGUUUGAGAUUUCUAUUCCUCCAUCGCAGACAGUCGAGGUCGCACAACUACUUUCUAAGGAGCCAGUGCAGCUCACUGGCCUGGGCGCGCGGGACAGCUUGCGUCUUGAAGCAGGCAUGUGCUUGUACGGGCAGGAUCUCGACGAAGAUACUACACCUGUAGAAGCUGGUUUGACGUGGGUCAUAGGCAAAGAUCGAAGAGAAGCUGCCGACUUCAUUGGCGCGGAGAGUGUGCUCAAACACUUGAAGGACGGCCCUCCGAGACGCCGCGUCGGAUUGAUAGUUGAAGGAGCACCCGCCCGUCAGGGUGCUAAAAUCAUUGCGCCGUCGAGCACAGAAGUCAUCGGGCAAGUGACGUCCGGUAUCCCUUCACCCACUCUGGGUAAAAACAUCGCCAUGGGGUACGUUCAGUCUGGUUGGCACAAAAAGGGCACGGACGUGCUCGUUGAGGUCAGAGGCAAGCCACGCGCGGGCGUGUUGACUCCGAUGCCAUUCGUUAAGCCGCAGUACUGGAGGGGAUGA
Messenger RNA from Heterobasidion irregulare TC 32-1, 1260 nucleotides. RefSeq lists its product as uncharacterized. The transcript has 9 exons. Bases 1 to 1260 code for a protein of 419 amino acids. The record is from RefSeq and is a predicted model, not a curated record. NCBI's taxonomy places the organism in Eukaryota, Fungi, Basidiomycota, Agaricomycetes, Russulales, Bondarzewiaceae. Gene Ontology annotation, cellular component: mitochondrion. Gene Ontology annotation, molecular function: aminomethyltransferase activity; protein binding. Gene Ontology annotation, biological process: glycine catabolic process.